AUGAAUUGCACUUUCAUUGGCGCAAAGGAUGGGAAUGAUAAGGUAAAUAACAAUGCCGAAGCUGUUGCAGUUGGUGGUAAUAAUAAGGAGCGUGCUAAUGAUGGUGGCAAGGAUGUUGAUGUUGAAGAUGGUGCAUUGGUUGCUGUUUCCAAGGCUAGUACUAAGAGGUUCCCAACAAGUCUGAAGGAGCUUCUAUCCACGGGGAUUCUUGAGGGUUUGGCUGUGAAUUAUGCUCAGAGUGUAAAGGCUGGAGAAGCAGAGCUUUGCGGAGUGAUUAAUGGCGAUGGGAUUGUGUGCCAUUGUGAAAUUUGCCAUGGUGUUGAGGUAAGUAAAAUGAAGAUGCAUUUAGACGAGUUAAUUCCCACUUAAA
This is a messenger RNA of Arachis stenosperma, 370 nucleotides long. RefSeq lists its product as uncharacterized. Lineage: Eukaryota; Viridiplantae; Streptophyta; Magnoliopsida; Fabales; Fabaceae. The transcript has 3 exons. The record is from RefSeq and is a predicted model, not a curated record. Bases 1 to 369 code for a protein of 122 amino acids.